Elgaria multicarinata webbii is the source of this 2877-nucleotide messenger RNA. RefSeq names its product caveolin 2 (gene CAV2). Gene Ontology annotation, cellular component: cytoplasmic vesicle; sarcolemma; caveola. NCBI's taxonomy places the organism in Eukaryota, Metazoa, Chordata, Lepidosauria, Squamata, Anguidae. Gene Ontology annotation, molecular function: protein kinase binding; molecular adaptor activity. The transcript is spliced from 3 exons. Bases 94 to 582 code for a protein of 162 amino acids. The record is from RefSeq and is a predicted model, not a curated record. Gene Ontology annotation, biological process: cell differentiation; positive regulation of MAPK cascade; negative regulation of endothelial cell proliferation.
GAGGCGGGGGGGGGCAGCGAGAGGUGGCAGGGGGAGCUCCCCGGCCACAGCCAAGGCAAAGCUCCGGGAGGGACUCCGGCUGCCCGAGCCACCAUGGGGCUGGAGAAAGAGAAAGCGGACACCAAGAUCUUCAUGGACGAAGAGGGCUUCAAUCGGAGCAGCAGCCCGGCUCUGUCCGACACCGAGAAAAGCUUGGACAAAGCCGCCGACAGGGACCCGCGCGGGAUCAACACCCACCUGAAGCUGGGAUUUGAGGAUGUGAUCGCGGAGCCUGCAUCCACUCACUCCUUCGACAGGGUCUGGGUCUGCAGCCAUGCCUUCUUCGAGGUCAGCAAAUACCUGAUCUACAAGCUCCUGACCCUUUUCCUUGCGGUCCCCUUGGCUCUGGUGGCAGGAAUCCUCUUUGCGGUGCUCAGCUGCCUGCACAUCUGGAUCGUGAUGCCUUUCAUCAAGUCUUGCCUUAUGGUCUUGCCUUCUGUGCAGGCUGUAUGGAGGAGCGUGACAGAUGUUUUCAUUGCACCAGUAUGUCACAGCAUAGGAAGGUGCUUUGCAGCAGUCAACGUACAGGUUGACCAACAGUGAACAUCUGGAAUUCAACGAUAGUCUAAUCUUAAAUGAUGUUAAACCUCUCUGCUGACAUAGCAUGGAGACACUUAAGCAUUCAUUCCAAAACUACUAUUGUAUAAAUGAUAUUUUGUUUUUCUUCAGUUGGGUUGCACUUUUUUCUGAAAAGUAAGCUUGCUUUGGGGACAGUAAAGAAUUGUUUAAGAGAAAUUAGCCCAUUUUCUAACUGAAAAAUAACGGGCUACAUUCGUCAAUGCCUUAUUUUAAUGGUACUCUCAUUGUCUGGUUGUCCCGGAUGUGUCAUGGAGACGUACAUGACCACAUCACAUCUGCUUGCCUAGAGAGACAGAAGAAGGUAACUACUAUGAACCCUAACUAUAGGAUGUCGCCAUGCACUGUAUCAACUAAAUCUGUAUCUAAAUCCCAGUUUCUUUGAAAGUUAUACCUGUAAUAGACCUGCCCUAUAUCUUACUGUUAAAGCUCUCAGAAUUAUAAAUGCAAACCGCCCAGAGAGCUUCAGCUAUGGGGCGGUAUAUAAAUUUAAUAAAUAAAUAAAUAAAUAUAGUCAUUCCUGAAAACUUUCUUCAUCUGAAUCCUACCAGUCAACCUAUUACCUUAGCAGCUAGCUCCCUAUAGAAUUUAGCAGCUCCUUGCACAAUGCAUCAGCAUCCUUCUGCCCCCAGUACCUGCAGUCUCUCGAAUCCAGUGCUUUCCAACAGCAUAGGAGUUCAUGAGCAGCUGCACCUGGGUCCCCUCGGUCAGUAGUGGAAACUGGGGACUUGAGCCAUAGUUAGGGUUUGAGUUGGGGCCUGGACAGCAGCAGGCAGGUGAUACUUGUGCUAUUGACCAAGAAAGGGCAGGAGGCUAGGCUUAUGUUUAUAACGGGCCUAGCCAAUCUGAAAACCUCAUACUGUCUGCCAGCCCCAAGGGGGUGACGUUGCACGUCCCUUCUGUGCUGUGGGAUCUCUGAACACACAUUCCUAGGUAGCUCAUUAGAUGAGGUGCCAGCGCCAGACCAUGAGAGUCCCAUUUCAAGCACUGGAAUCCCUAACAUGGAAGUCAGGCACGCAAUAGUGCUCCAAGGCACACAUGGAGAUUGUCUACUGAGGGAAAGAUGCAUACAGCCACUCCCUUUCAAGUGAAUAGGGAAGCCAUUUCAGUAGAUGGCUUAGACUAGGGGUGGGCAACUUGUGGCCCUCCAGAUGUUUUGGCCUACAACUCCUAGCAUCCGUCACCAUUACCUAUGCUGGUUGAUGGGAGUUGUAGGCCAAAACAUCUGGAAGGUCACAAGUUGUCCACCCUGGUGUAGACAGAAAACAGGGUUCUGGACUUUGAUAACAAAGCAUCAUCCCUGAAGUGCUUUGCAGGAGAAUGCCCCCUCUUUUUCUCAUUGUGGGGUGUGUAUUUCUUAAGAGAUAUUUUCUUGAUCAUUCUGUAUCUCUUGGGGUUUUGUGAAGUUCUGCAUAUGUCGAUGCAGUUCAGGAUUGAAAGAAUAGUGCAUGGAUGUUUACAUAAAACCUUGCAGAGAAAUUAGAUACUUCUGCCUCUGGCCUACUGUGCAAUUUUCUGAAGAUAAAAAAGAAGGGGCAAAGUUACUCCAAAAUUUUUUUCUUUUUUUUAAUAAGGUGUUGAUUUGGAGCAGGUAAUAAAUCUUGAUGCUUUAUUUAAUUGAACUUUUUGAUUUUGCUGUAUAUAUUGUGUUUUUAUGUAAAUGAUAUGGGAUGGGUUACCUUGAAGCGUUAUGUUUACGAUCUCUGUAUUCUUGCCACAUUGUUAUCCUAAAGAAGUGGGGUGCUUCAGCCAAUUGCCUGCUUGGGUGAUCUUCUACCAUGCACAGAAAGUCUGCAAUAUGUAUACAGGUCCACAAAGGUUUCCACAUAGAAAGGCCUUUUUGAACUGCCCUUUGCUUGAAGAACCUGAGUCAGGAUCAUAUUGUGUCUUGGAAACUAGAACAUCCCACAUGGAAGUAGGUGCUACCCACUUCUCAGCUGAGCAGUGUGUGGAUAUUCCCUCCUACACUGGGAUCUUCACAGUUCUUGAUCUUUGGACUGUGUUCCAUGCCUGGAAAUACUAGCAUACAGCACUUCAAGGUGCAUGAGCAUCUCCAGAGCAGGGUCAAUGAAAUUCUAAAUGAGUGGGUUUUGUUAUCUCAGUUAUGCAACACAUCAGUUGAAAUAUCCAUGUGCAAUUCAAAAUAUACCAAAGACUUCAUAUAAUGCUACUUUUGAUACCUAAAUACUAUCAUACAAGCUAUGCAAACAAUUCUGAAUGAUGUAUUUUAAAAUUAUUUCUAUUAAAAUGGUCUAUAUAACA